Molecule: messenger RNA, 632 nt
Organism: Linum tenue
Lineage: Eukaryota; Viridiplantae; Streptophyta; Magnoliopsida; Malpighiales; Linaceae
Source: the annotation of a GenBank genome assembly
CUUGACAGCACAAGAGAAGCAGGCUGCUUUAAUAAUUUCCCUCACCGAACAACAACUUGUACAAUACAAAAUCAUUACUCUAUUUAUUCCAUCCUUCUUCCUCUCGGCACAAACCAUAACCCAGGCCCCUUCCAUUCAUAUUUUCACAAACCAAGGACAGCAGCAGCCCUCUCCAUCUUCUUCUUCUCGUACAAGAAACCAGGAGCCAGCACCACCUUCCUUCCUCCCCUCUCUCGAUCAAACAAGCAGCUCGCGGCCGAGCAUCACCGUCACUCUCCUCCUUCUCGUCCAGUAAACAACUGAGCAUCACCAUUCUUCUCGUCAACAAGCAACAGCAGCUCCAGCUCAUUUCCCUCGCAUCAAAACACGUCUAGAGUUGCGACGGCGAUCCCGGCGUAUUGUACUUCAACGAAGCUUCAAAAGCUUGGUACCAUCUCGAAGAGGACAAUCCCAGGAACGUCACGGAGUCAACGAAACUAAAUUCCGACGUUAGACGAGAGAGAACAGAGCUACGAAAGUUUGAGACGUGAGCUGAAACGUCCAGGUUUAAGGUAACAAUCGGAGUAAGGGUUCCACAUCAAGGGAACUAAGUAAUCGCCACAAGAGGUGAGUGUAAAGGGGGUAAAGUCUAC